AGCCAAAUUAAAUGGUCAAACUAAUGUCGGAUCAAUUUGCUUCUCUCAAUGGUACUACAUUAGCACUAAAAUUUCAUUAGAAAAAGAUUUUGAUGAUUAUUCCAUUCGUUUAUGGGAUGCCAAAACAGGAAAAUAAAUAGCAAGAUUAUAUGGUCAUAGUGGUAGAGUUAAAGCACUCUGUUUCUUUCUUGAUGGUAUGAU
Paramecium octaurelia is the source of this 201-nucleotide messenger RNA. The record is from the annotation of a GenBank genome assembly. Lineage: Eukaryota; Ciliophora; Oligohymenophorea; Peniculida; Parameciidae.